Messenger RNA from Tupaia belangeri chinensis (Chinese tree shrew), 4198 nucleotides. It is a transcript of the gene TAF4B, whose product is annotated as TATA-box binding protein associated factor 4b. Gene Ontology annotation, biological process: transcription initiation at RNA polymerase II promoter; DNA-templated transcription. Bases 60 to 2576 code for a protein of 838 amino acids. Gene Ontology annotation, molecular function: DNA binding; protein heterodimerization activity; RNA polymerase II general transcription initiation factor activity. NCBI's taxonomy places the organism in Eukaryota, Metazoa, Chordata, Mammalia, Scandentia, Tupaiidae. The record is from RefSeq and is a predicted model, not a curated record. Gene Ontology annotation, cellular component: transcription factor TFIID complex. The transcript is spliced from 15 exons.
UCUCGGAACCGGCUGGCGCCGCCCCUCCCGCUGGUGUGAGCGCAUCAGGGACCGUGACCAUGGCCCCAGCCGGGGCUCUGCCAGUCCGGGUGGAAACCACUCCAGUGGCCCAGGGCGCCGUGACUAAGGCUCCUGUCAGUGUCUGCGUGGAUACCACGACGUCCCAGCCCCUGCGGCCCCCUGUGGGGACCUUGGUGACCAAAGUGGCUCCUGUCAGUGCUCUUCCUAAACUCAGCAGUGGCCCUGGGUUGCCUGCUCCUCAGAUAGUCACCGUGAAAGCCCCCAGCGCCACAACAAUCCAGUUGCCGGCUAAUUUGCAACUUCCUCCAGGAACAGUUUUGAUCAAAAGUAACAGUGGUCAGUUGAUGUUGGUGUCUCCUCAGCAAGCUGUAACAAGAGCCGAGACCACAAGUAACAUAACUUCAAGGCCAGCAGUACCAACGAAUACUCCAACUGUCAAAAUUUGUACAAUGCCGAAUUCUAGCUCAAAUUUAAUCAAGAAAGUAGCAGUAGCACCUGUUAAAAAUUUGGCGCAAGUAGGAGCUACUGUGGUAACCACUGCUCCGAAGCCUUCCCCUUCCCCGGUACAAUCAGUGUCUGUGCCAACCAGUGUUGUCACAAUUACUCCUGUAAAGCCGUUGAAUACCGUAACUACCCUGAAGCCUUCAAAUUUGGGAGCAUCAUCCACCCCUUCAAACGAGGCCAGUCUCAAAGCAGAGAACUCAGCAGCCGCUCAGACCAAUCUUUCUCCAGCGAUGCUGGAAAAUGUGAAGAAAUGCAAGAACUUCCUUGCAAUGUUAAUAAAGCUAGCAUGUAGUGGCUCACAGUCCCCAGAAAUGGGGCAGAAUGUGAAGAAGCUGGUGGAACAACUUUUGGAUGCAAAAAUUGAAGCAGAAGAAUUUACUAGAAAAUUGUAUGUUGAACUUAAGUCUUCACCUCAGCCUCAUCUAGUUCCUUUUCUUAAGAAAAGUGUGAUUGCCUUACGACAACUUCUCCCUAACUCCCAGAGCUUCAUUCAGCAGUGUGUUCAGCAGACAUUCAGUGAGGUGGUCAUUGCUACCUGUACCACAACAGUAACAACGUCCCCUCUGGUGACCACAACCGUUUCCUCAAUCCAGUCUGAAAAGCCCAUCUUUGUUUCUGGGGCAACAACACCCAGAACUGUGUCAGUGCAAACUCCGAAUCCACUUGGUGGUCAAGGGGGAGCAAAAGCUGGAGUUGUGACACUUUGUCCUGUGGGUCCAGGUGUGGUUCCUCCUAGUACAACAGCUGGUGGUGUUUUGCUUCAGACUUCCAAACCUCUUGUGACAUCUGUACCAAAUACAGUGAGGACGGUCUCGCUUCAGCCUGAGAAGCCAGUUGUCUCUGCAGCGGCAGUACUGACCCUCCCAUCGGUAACUUUUGGAGAAGCUUCAGCCACAGCUCUUUGUCUGUCACCCGGGAAACCUGUUGUUACUUCUGCUGGGACCACAUCUGAUAAGCCUGUUACUGGCGCUCCAGUCCAAAGCACACUUGUCCAGCCAGGCUCUGUCUUUUCACAACCAGCUGGGAUUCCACAGGCAGUCAAAGUCAAGCAGCUAGUAGUCCAGCAGCCUUCAGGUGGCAUUGCAAAACAAGUGACCACACUUUCCCAUUCUUCAGCAUUGACUAUUCAGAAAUCUGGACAGAAGAAGAUGCCAGUGAACACCAUAAUAUCUACUAGUCAGUUUCCUCCAGCUUCUAUUCUAAAGCAAAUUACUCUGCCUGGAAAUAAAAUUCUCUCACUUCAAGCAUCUCCUAUUCAGAAAAAUAAAAUCAAAGAAAAUGGAACAUGCUUCAGAGAUGAAGAUGACAUCAACGAUGUGACUUCCAUGGCAGGGGUCAACCUCAACGAAGAGAAUGCCUGCAUCUUGGCAACGAAUUCUGAAUUGGUCGGCACACUCAUUCAGUCAUGUAAAGAUGAACCAUUUCUUUUCAUUGCAGCUUUACAAAAGAGAAUUUUAGAUAUUGGUAAAAAGCAUGACAUUACGGAACUUAACUCUGAUGCUGUGAACUUGAUCUCUCAUGCAACGCAGGAGCGAUUACGAGGCCUUCUAGAAAAACUGACUACAAUCGCUCAGCAUCGAAUGACUACUUACAAGGCAAGUGAAAAUUACAUCCUGUCUAACGAUACCAGGUCACAGCUCAAAUUUCUUGAAAAGCUGGAUCAAUUGGAGAAACAGAGAAAGGAUUUGGAAGAGCGAGAAAUGUUACUUAAGGCAGCUAAGAGUCGUUCCAAUAAAGAAGAUCCAGAACAGCUGAGAUUAAAGCAGAAAGCCAAAGAGUUACAGCAAUUGGAGCUUGCACAGAUACAGCACAGAGAUGCUAAUCUCACGGCUCUUGCAGCUAUUGGACCAAGGAAGAAGAGACCACUAGAAUCUGGAAGUGAGGGCUUAAAAGAUAACCUUCUUGCUUCUGGAACAUCCAGCCUGACAGCCACCAAACAGUUGCUUCGCCCAAGAAUCACCAGAAUCUGCCUCAGGGACUUGAUAUUCUGUAUGGAACAGGAAAGAGAGAUGAAAUAUUCUCGAGCUCUAUACCUUGCCCUUCUGAAGUGAGCACUCCACUCUCCAUCUAGAUCCUUGCUACCUACUGCCAAAGAUGACAUCAAGAGCAUUGUUGCACUGUCUGAAAUUUUCCAUUUCUGGAAAAUAAUCACCAAUAUGGAACACCAUUGUUUACAGUUACAACCUUUUAUUAAGUCUUACGUGCAUACCCGAUGGGAUUCUUAUAGACUAGAAUUCAGCUUUGUUUUUUGAAAAUUAGUUCUGAAAUACAUUUUCCAUAAAAAAUAGGCAUCUGCCUACCUGUGCAUUUAAUAGCAAAUUAAGAUCUUACUUGUUACGACCUGCUUAAGUUGCCAGCCUGUAACAGGUGAGGUGUCUUUCUAUAAUGCAGCCUGCAGUGCUAUGUAAGAGAAAGAAGAAUCACUACCGAGAAAAAUGUGUUCAUCCAUACUGAGCCGGUCUCAGAGUGUUAGCUUUUUCGUGCUAGAAUCAGAAGUUGCUUAGCUAACUAUGACAGUCACCUUCUAUAGUUGAAGGUGACAGGCCACAGAGUAGGGCCUGUGGUGACUUUGGUUGGCUGAGACCCAGUCUUGUCAACAUGAGACAAAUAGGGAUAGUUUGUGCCUGAGGUUGCUAAUUCUCUGGUUCAUAUCACUAUGUGCUACUUCUACCAAGUGAGUGGACAGCUUUGUCAGAGAAACCUUAAAUUUGAAGCUGCUGAUAUACCUCAAUAGAAAAUGGAAAAAGUAGAAAGUAUAGGAAGGAAGGAUGGAGCAUUGAGUUCAAAUUGAAGAGGGCAAAAUGAAAAUGGAAACAUAAAACAGGAAAUGUGAUGCAUGCACCCAACAGGGACAGGGGUGGAACUCCAAAGUGACUGUACAUGUUUUGUUGAUGGAUUAAAAAAAAAGAAAAAUCACAGCUCAAUCAAAAAAGGAAAAUGGUAUCCGGCAUUUUCACAUUACAGUAUUUCAGAAGGAAAAGUUAUUUUUUUGUUUUGUAUUGUUCGAGAUUCCAGGAAAGAUGGUUUUAGUAUUUCCUUCUCUCAUAAAAUUAUUUAGUUGCCCAACAUUUUAGGUAUCUUGCCACAUUUAAAAAAAAAAAAAUCAUAAUUCAUGAUUAGAAAUGUUUAGCAGAACUCCAUUUUGGAUUCUGUAGUUAAAGAGGUCACAUCAGCAUCUCACCCUUGGAGAUCUUCGCUCUAAAUAUGGAAAGUGUGUUACGUGUUAUACAUGGUCAUCUGAGAAAGGCUGGUGUAUAAAGCAGACCCUCUUUUUGUUUUUUUUCUCCUUUCCAAUUUGACCCGUGUGAAAUUCAGCUGGUAAAAUAGAACAGCUGCAGUUAGAAUCACAUACAUAAAGAAUGACUGAAACCUCCAAGAAGGUUUUUAAAGAAUGAGAAAUGCCGUGCUGCUUAGAAAAAAGAAUUCAGGGGGAAAUAAACACCUCAACUGCUACUCUUCAUCCUCUUCCCGGUGGGACUGUUAUGGCCAUGUUCUAUACUGUAGUAAGUUUUAAAUUGGCCACAUUUUUUUUGUUUCAGCAAGUUAUGUAAAAUGCUAUAAAUUAUGUACAUGUUAAAAGAAUACUUUUAGAAGAGAUCUAUACCCAAAGUUGUUUUUGUAUAUUUAAAUGCUUAGCUUUAUUUUUUUUGUAAAGUGCAGCAUAUGCCUGUAU